Messenger RNA from Encephalitozoon cuniculi GB-M1, 1275 nucleotides. RefSeq lists its product as uncharacterized. The transcript has a single exon. Gene Ontology annotation, cellular component: proteasome regulatory particle, base subcomplex. The coding region runs from base 1 to 1275 and encodes 424 amino acids. NCBI's taxonomy places the organism in Eukaryota, Fungi, Microsporidia, Unikaryonidae. Gene Ontology annotation, molecular function: ATP binding; ATP hydrolysis activity; proteasome-activating activity. The record is from RefSeq and is marked provisional. Gene Ontology annotation, biological process: proteasome-mediated ubiquitin-dependent protein catabolic process.
AUGAGCAGAGACAAAUCCGAGCGGGAUAACCUUCAGGACACAACCACAAUAAACCUGAGGAGGCGCAGGAGAGUAAAGGAGGGCAAGGCAGCCUCCAAGCCGCCGCAGGUGUAUCCAUUGAUGAAGUGUAAGCUGAGAUAUCUGAAGUUGAAGAAGCUGGCGCACUUAUUAUCUUUAGAAGACAACAUACUGAGCUUAUGCGAGCCAGACAAGUCGUCCGAGGGAUCGAAUAGCCAGAAGCAUGUUGUUGAGCAGCUUCGCGGGAGCCCUCUUUCUGUCGGGACGCUUGAGGAGUUUGUCGACGACCACCACGGAAUAAUUACCACGGGUGUUGGGUUGGAAUACUAUGUCAACAUCAUGUCGUUUGUUGACAAGGACCUACUUGAGCCUGGAUGCACUGUUCUCCUGAACUACAAAGACAAUAGUGUUGUGGGCGUUCUGGAGGGGGAGAUGGAUCCAAUGGUCAAUGUCAUGAAGUUGGAAAAGGCACCUUCGGAGACAUAUGCGGACAUCGGGGGGCUUGAGGAACAGAUCCAAGAGAUAAAGGAAAGUGUUGAGCUUCCACUGACGAACCCCGAGCUUUACCAGGAAAUGGGGAUAAAGCCCCCAAAGGGAGUGAUUCUGUACGGACUUCCUGGAACAGGGAAGACUCUCCUAGCCAAGGCCGUUGCAAACCAGACAUCUGCAACUUUUCUUAGGGUUGUUGGGACGGAGCUUAUACAGGAGUAUCUCGGGGAAGGCCCGAAGCUUGUAAGGGAGCUCUUCAGGGUUGCAGACAUGCAUGCACCAUCAAUAAUUUUUAUUGACGAGAUAGAUGCAAUUGGAGGGAAAAGGUACAAUACAUCCUCUGGUGGGCGGAGGGAGGUCCAAAGGACGAUGCUAGAGUUGCUGAACCAACUGGAUGGAUUUGACACCAGGAACGAUAUCAAGGUGAUAAUGGCCACGAAUAAGAUAGAAGCCCUUGACCCGGCUUUGAUCAGGCCUGGCAGAAUCGAUAGGAAAAUCGAGUUUGGCAUGCCGGAUGCCGCUACAAAGAAGAAAAUAUUCGAUAUUCAUACAUCGAGGAUGACACUGGAUGAAAGUGUGAACAUCGAGCUACUAAUAACGAGCAAGGAGGAUUUGAGCGGAGCUGAUAUAAAGGCAAUCUGCACAGAGGCUGGUAUGAUAGCAUUGAGAGAAAGGAGAAAAACAGUUACCAUGAAGGACUUUAUUUCUGCAAGAGAAAAGGUAUUCUUUUCAAAGCAAAAGAUGGUUUCUGCUGGGCUUUAUUCCUGA